Molecule: messenger RNA, 3224 nt
Organism: Fusarium odoratissimum NRRL 54006
Lineage: Eukaryota; Fungi; Ascomycota; Sordariomycetes; Hypocreales; Nectriaceae
Exons: 3
Coding region: 136-1245 (369 amino acids)
Biological process (GO): cardiolipin acyl-chain remodeling; inner mitochondrial membrane organization
Cellular component (GO): mitochondrial membrane
Molecular function (GO): 1-acylglycerophosphocholine O-acyltransferase activity
Source: RefSeq, a predicted model, not a curated record
CCGCUUCUCUCCGAUCAAAUACUCGUGUAAAGCACUUGUCUAGACUUGUCUUUUUCCAUUUAACGAAUACUCGCGUUACAAUAUUGUCUCUGUUUCACAAUGAUAAUUUGAUAUCUUCUCAAGACUGUCGUUACCAUGUCAGAUUCAGAUCCUCCUGCGCAGCCAAGUCUGCCAUGGCGCAUUGCCUCGGCGACUGUCAUGGGCUCAGUUGGCGCAUUCUCAAGAGUAUUCAUGAACGGCUUCAAUACUCUCGAGGUUACAGGCCUAGAAGGGCUUCUGGGGGUUCUUGAUCGUAGGAAAAGAGAAGGGCGUGAGCGCGGGCUGCUCACUGUAUGUAAUCAUGUAGCAGUACUUGAUGAUCCUCUUAUUUGGGGCAUGCUACCAAUGCGGUACUUCUUUGACGCAGUCAACAUGAGAUGGGGUCUUGGGGCGCAUGAUAUAUGUUUCAAGAAUAAAGCCACAUCGACAUUCUUCAGUCUUGGUCAGGUUCUGCCCACUCACAGAUUAUGGUACUCUCCUUAUGGUGGUCUAUACCAGCCAACCAUGGCACAGGCUAUCAAGCUACUAUCCGGCUCAUCACCAGCUUCAUGGUCUACAGCCUCCGACUCUCCUCUCUCUGCAACUCCUGCUUCAACAAGACCUCCUGCAGUUCCUCAACCGCUCUUCUUCUCUACCAACGGCGUUGAUCAAUUUCCAGCGCCAUCUGCCUACCCAGCCUAUCGAAAUGCCUGGGUCCACGUGUUUCCAGAGGCUUGUUGUCACCAAAGUCCGGAUAGCGGAUUGCGCUACUUCAAAUGGGGUGUAUCUCGACUUAUUCUCGAAUCUGAUCCGGCUCCAGAGUUCAUCCCCAUGUUCGUUCAUGGUACCCAGCACAUUAUGGCCGAGGAUAGAGGAUGGCCCAGAUGGGCGCCUCGUAUUGGAAAGACCGUGAAGAUAGUGAUAGGUGAGCCGACAGAUGUCGACCAGCUCUUUGGUCACCAGCGGGCAGCAUGGCGCAAACUUGUUGCGAAAGGUGACCCAGAACUUCUCCGAAAUGGCCCAGAGGCUACUGAGUUAAGAAUAUCGGUGGCCAGGAGAGUAAGAGACGAGGUCGAGAAAUUACGAGAAAGCGCAGGGUUCCCUGCAGAAAAGGACGAAGCACCGGCUCUCGCAGAAACAUGGGCCAAAGAUCCUCUCCGCACAAAAUUCAAGAGCCCAGUCGAUGGCAGUCUUGUUAACAGACAUGGGCCAAGAGAACGCCCAUGAGUAUAAAUGUCAUACAUUUCGCUCGUAGAAUUAUAGACUAAAACAAGGAGGGUCAAACCACCCAAGACUAAGGUAUUCAUACUCAACAUUAGUUGUUGACAGGAAUAAAACAAUAAAUGACGAAUCAAGACACCGACACACGCUGCUGUCCCAAGAUCCAAUAUCUCUCCUGUCCUGUCUAAUUCAUGCUGACCCUUAACUCCAUCGUGCUGAGAAAUAGUCGUCACGUAAUAUUCCGGUAUUUUCUUCUUUUGGUUUGCAGUGAGACGCUGUUACUGAAACAGCUCGAUUCAAAAACGCUGUGAUCAUGACGCAGGCAAAACUAGAAAUCUUGGUCUCCCGCCACUGGGGGUUGGGGCAAGUUCUAAUACGCCUCGAAACCUUGAGUGGGAACAGCCUGGGGGUAUCCGCGAGCCUGCGCUUGGAGAGCCUGCUGCUGAGGGUGCAUCAUAAGGUCGUUAAACCAAACGUGCUGAAGGGCAUCAUGGGCACUGAUCCUCAGUUCCGGACGAAGCUGUAGCAUUCGCUGCAGCAGAUCGAUACCGUUGGGGUCAAUCGCCGGGAGGAUGUUUCGAAGAUCUUGAGUGGCGUACAUAUGGAAUGUAGGCUUGUACUCGGGGAACUGUGUGAUACCGGGCCAGGUACGCUCUGUUGGUGUUCCCAUGAUGCGGAAAAUGCGGAUGAUCUGGUCUUCGUUUGUGGUUCCGGGGAACAGAGGUCGACCGGUAAACAUCUCGGCCAUGAUGCAGCCCGCGGACCAGAUAUCGAUACUGGUGUUGUAUGUUCGGCUGCCGAGGAGAACAUCGGGGGCGCGGUACCAUAGGGUGACGACCUCGUUGGAGAAGGUGUUGACGGGGAUACCAAAGGCGCGGGCAAGGCCGAAAUCGCCGAGCUUCAAAACGCCCUUGCUAUUGAUGAGCAAGUUCUGGGGCUUGAGAUCGCGGUGAAGAACACGAUUUUGGUGACAGAAGUCGAUGCCCUUGAGGAGCUGGUACAUGAAGGACUUGAUGGUGGUAGGCUUGAGGGCACCGCGAUCGCCAUGAGUGUCCAUGUACCUCUUAAGAUCGCCGUCCAUGUACUCGAAGACGAGCAUGAGUUUGUUCUCGGUGUGAAUAACAUCGUGCAGGCCUACAAUAUUCUCGUGCUUGAGCUCCUUCAUCAACGAAAUCUCUCGGAUGGCGGUCGACGGUGUUCCCUCUUCGGAGUCGAGGUGGAUUUCCUUGAGCGCUACAAGCUCUCCAGUCUGUCUGUUGCGGCCCUUGAAGACGGUGGCGUAGGUACCUUCACCGAGCUUCUCGAGCUGCUGGAACGAGCUGGGGUGUCGCUUUCCGUCCAUGUUGAGGGUACGAUAUGAUAUCAGUUGGGGGAUCUGAUGCGGGUAGGGUUUGAAAAGCGAACGAGGAUGGGUGGGUAUUGGCUGAUAAUGGCGUGUCACCAAUUUCGACUGAGGGACCUGGGACUGCGACUUGGAGAGGAUUGUCGAUAAUCUGCAGGUGAGAAAGAUUAUGCGAGGUGAAGGAUUUUGGGCAGUGGCUAUUGUUUGCUGCUAUUUCUUGAUAUUUUGGGUUUGUUGAUGACUCACAAACACUGCCCUUGACGAUAGAGUAUGUAUUUGGGGGUUCCGCCCUUCAGGUUGGCCUCACUUUUUUUUUUUGGAGUCGCACCCUUUGCUUGCGGCGACUUUUGUGAUGGAUGGAGGGGGGAAAGAAAGGGAAUGUCUGUAGGUACCCAAACAGUGGAGGCUGCUGGAAGGGUCUCCUUGUGAGGGAGGGGUUGGAGGGAUCGACGGAAGGGGAAGAGAGUCUGGAAUUAGUACUUAUUGAAUCCGAUACCUAGUAGGCCAUUGAAAUACUGAAAACGAAGGUGUUAGUCAGGAGCAGAAUAGUUGGUGAUAUAUACUGUAUAGUAAUAUUCUUCACCAUUUUUGUUAAAUAUCUAAAGUAUUGAUGUUACGAGACUGAUCUCAGCCUACACCUGCC